AUGACCAAGCCAGUGCAGACCAAGGGCAAGGCGCUGAAGGCCUUCGAGCUCACAUGGGUCGUGUACGACCCGACCGACCGGUUCGGCGUCAUCAUGGCGCUCUUCACGCUCUCUCCAGUGUUCGUGACGCUCAUGCACGUGACGCUCGUCAUUUUCCAGCGUGACUUGGACAGUGUGAGCAUGUUCCUGGGCCAGGUGGUGAGUGAAGUGAUCAACAAGGUCCUCAAGAAGACCAUCAACCAGCAGCGGCCCGACGGCGCGCGUAUGAGCGGCUCUGGAAUGCCCUCGGCGCACUCGCAGUUCAUCUCGUUCUUCGCCUCGUACUCCGUUGCCUACACGUACUCGAGGUUGAACUCGCACCGGUACCUCGAGCAGUGCGUCGCCAUCGUCGGCUGUGUCGUGCUGGCAGCGCUGACCUGCUACUCCCGCGUGCGACUGGGCUACCACACCAAGGACCAAGUGGCCGUAGGAGCCCUGGUCGGAGCGAUUGUGGGCUUCACCUGGCACUUGCUGGUGUCGACGGUGUCUCCGUGGUUGUUCCCGCUCGUUGCCCAGUCUCGUCUUGCUCAGCUCUUUUACCUGCGCGACGUCUCUCACAUCCCCGAUCUCAUCGUCUACCAGCACGAGCUCUGCUACUCAGAGGCUGCUGCCACCUUCUCAAGCAAGUUCCUGUAG
This is a messenger RNA of Phytophthora sojae, 675 nucleotides long. RefSeq lists its product as hypothetical. Gene Ontology annotation, molecular function: dolichyldiphosphatase activity. Gene Ontology annotation, biological process: lipid biosynthetic process; protein N-linked glycosylation. NCBI's taxonomy places the organism in Eukaryota, Oomycota, Peronosporomycetes, Peronosporales, Peronosporaceae. The transcript has 5 exons. The coding region runs from base 1 to 675 and encodes 224 amino acids. The record is from RefSeq and is a predicted model, not a curated record. Gene Ontology annotation, cellular component: endoplasmic reticulum membrane; intracellular membrane-bounded organelle.